AUGAAGAGGGAGCCCCGCACCUCGGUGGGAGCAGAGAGGUCUGGCCGAUCCACCAUCGUGCUCCUGGAUCGGCCACCCCUGGCCCUGGUUGCGGUUUCCAACCAGGGGGAGCCUGCGCCGGUGCUCAGGAUGCAGCUCUCUCUGCUGCACGCCCAGCUGGAAAGCGUGCUCACACGCAGCGCACUGGGCGUGCUCUUCAGGAAGGCCCCCUCCUACGACCUGCGCCGCUUGCUAGGCGGCACGGAGAAGAUGCUGGACGCCCUGGUGUGCAGCUGGGCCCGCAGCCCGGCAGCCCUGCUGGGCGCCUACCCCUCCCUGGCCCUGCCCCAGCCGAGGCGGCGUGUGCUUGCCACCCACCUGGACAUCGCGCUCGGGUGGGAGGUCCUGCUGCUGCUCAACAUCGUGGGCGUGCUGGGGGACGAGGAGGCCCUGACCCCGGUGUGCCUCCCCCACGCCGACCCCACCGCCCUCCUGCACGCCUACGUCCGGCGCCUGGGCGGCGAGGGAUCCACCGCGGGGGCCCUGGGCGGGGGCCCGCCGGGGACGACGCCGCUCCUGCACUACGCCUACCGCCUGACGGGCGGGGCGCAGUUCGUGGCCUCGCCGCCGGUCGGCGACGGCAGGCUGCAGCAGGCCAUCGUGCUGGCGUACAGCCAGGUUCGGGCCGCGGCGUACGACCGCGGGUCGGAGGCGGAGGGGCCGCUGUGCGGUGUGCGCAUGGAGCGGCGCCCGGGCCUGGCCCUGGCCGCGGUGCUGGGAAAGGAGGGCGAGCUCCUGGCGGCGUACGACGCGCUGUCGAAGUGCGAGGAGGUGGCCGCGCACUGCGCGCGCCUGGCCGCCUGGCUGCGGGCCCAGCACGCCUCUUGGUUCUCGUGA
This is a messenger RNA of Auxenochlorella protothecoides, 876 nucleotides long. RefSeq names its product Vacuolar fusion protein MON1-like protein B. NCBI's taxonomy places the organism in Eukaryota, Viridiplantae, Chlorophyta, Trebouxiophyceae, Chlorellales, Chlorellaceae. Gene Ontology annotation, biological process: protein targeting to vacuole; vesicle-mediated transport. The record is from RefSeq and is a predicted model, not a curated record. The transcript has 6 exons. The coding region runs from base 1 to 876 and encodes 291 amino acids.